Arachis stenosperma is the source of this 2278-nucleotide messenger RNA. Its product is annotated as beta-amylase 8. Gene Ontology annotation, biological process: polysaccharide catabolic process. The transcript has 10 exons. Lineage: Eukaryota; Viridiplantae; Streptophyta; Magnoliopsida; Fabales; Fabaceae. The record is from RefSeq and is a predicted model, not a curated record. Gene Ontology annotation, molecular function: beta-amylase activity. The coding region runs from base 174 to 2123 and encodes 649 amino acids.
UAAUUAUUAUAAAUACAGUGGUAGUUAUGUAUUUGUAUUGGAAUUUGGAAUCCCGUAACAAUGUUAUUGGUGGAGAGAGUAUUGGGAAAAUGGGAAGUGUGAAUUGAAUUGUGACGUAUUAAAGAGUAUGAAAGGAGAGUGAAGAGUAGAAAAGGGAGUAUGAUUAUGUGAAGAUGAAGACCAUCAACGACGAUGCUUCCGCACAAGAUCUCGACCCUCAAAGCGACCACAGCUCCGAUUACCUUCUUACUUCUAACCCUCAGCCCCGCCGUCCCCGCGGCUUCGCUGCAGCCGCCGCCAAUCCUGCCGGAAAGGGGAAGAAAGAGAGGGAGAAGGAGAAGGAGCGCACUAAGCUCCGCGAGCGUCACCGCCGUGCCAUCACUAGCCGUAUGCUUGCCGGUCUCCGGCAGUACGGGAACUUCCCUCUUCCGGCGCGUGCUGACAUGAACGACGUACUCGCUGCACUCGCGCGUGACGCCGGUUGGGUUGUUGAAGCUGAUGGCACCACCUACCGGCAAUGCCCUCCACCUUCUCACGUGGGAUCUUUUGCAGCUAGGUCAGUUGAAAGUCAACUCUCUGGUGGUUCUUUGAGACCUUGCUCUGUUAAAGAGACACUAGGAAAUCAGCCACCGGCGCUUAGAAUUGAUGAAUGCUUGUCACCUGCGUCAAUCGAUUCUGUGGUAAUUGCAGAAAGGGACUCGAAGAAUGAGAAAUACACAAGUGCAAGCCCUGUAAAUGUAGUCCACUGUUUGGAGGCCGAUCAGCUCAUACAUGAUAUUCAUUCUGGUGUGCACGAGAAUGACUUUACCUGCACACCAUAUGUUCCGGUUUACUCAAAGCUACCAGCUGGUAUUAUUAACAAAUUUUGCCAGUUGAUUGAUCCUGAAGGCAUUAGACAGGAGCUAAUCCAUCUUAAGUCUUUAAAUAUGGAUGGCGUCAUUGUGGAUUGUUGGUGGGGUAUUGUUGAAGGCUGGAAUCCGCAGAAAUAUGUGUGGUCUGGCUAUAGGGAUCUUUUUAGCAUUAUUAGAGAAUUUAAGCUGAAGUUACAGGUUGUUAUGGCAUUUCAUGAAUGUGGAGGGAAUGGUUCUAGUGAUGCAUUGAUUGCCCUGCCACAAUGGGUUUUGGAUAUGGGAAAAGAUAACCCGGAUAUAUUCUUUACAGAUCGUGAAGGGCGGAGGAAUACUGAAUGCCUUUCCUGGGGAAUUGACAAAGAGCGUGUUCUGAAAGGAAGAACUGGAAUUGAGGUCUAUUUUGAUAUGAUGAGAAGCUUCAGGACAGAGUUUGAUGACCUGUUUGCAGAAGGUCUGAUUUCUGCAGUAGAAAUUGGACUUGGUGCAUCUGGGGAGCUGAAAUACCCUUCUUUUUCAGAAAGGAUGGGAUGGAGGUAUCCUGGAAUAGGCGAGUUUCAGUGCUAUGAUAAAUACCUGCAACAUAGUCUACGCAUGGCAGCCAAAUUACGUGGUCAUUCUUUCUGGGCUAGAGGACCUGAUAAUGCUGGACACUACAACUCUAUGCCACAUGAAACUGGAUUCUUUUGUGAACGAGGUGAUUAUGACAACUAUUAUGGACGCUUCUUCUUACAUUGGUAUUCCCAGACAUUAAUAGACCAUGCAGAUAAUGUUCUGUCCCUUGCAAGCCUUGCUUUUGAGGAUACAAAAUUAGUUGUCAAGGUUCCUGCUGUAUACUGGUGGUAUAAGACUCCUAGUCAUGCAGCAGAGUUGACAGCCGGAUAUCACAACCCCACGAAUCAGGAUGGAUACUCUCCUGUGUUUGAGAUCUUGAGAAAACAUUCUGUCACCAUGAAAUUUGUCUGUGUAGGAUUUCAUCUUUCCAACCAGGAAGCUAAUGAAUCAUUAAUUGAUCCAGAGGGUUUAAGUUGGCAGGUACUAAACUCAGCUUGGGAUCGAGGUUUGGUUGCUGCUGGAGAGAAUGCUCCUCUUUGCUAUGAUAGAGAAGGUUACAAGAGAUUAGUUGAGAUGGCCAAGCCCAGCAAUGAUCCAGAUCGCCGGCACUUCUCGUUCUUUGUUGUCCAACAACCAUCUUUGCUUCAAGGAAAUGUUUGCUUGUCGGAAUUGGAUUUCUUCGUUAAAUCCAUGCACGGUGAGAUGACAGGAGCCAUAUAAUUGCUGCAAAUUUUACUUUCAAGAGAUAUAAGCCUUUGGAGGUUGCAAAGGGUGAAAGGGGCAUUCUUCAAAGUAGAUAGUCAUGUUGUGCCAAGUGUAAUCUAUCAUAGUAUUAUUCAUACCUAAAUAUAAAUACUUAAUAAGUUUAUAUUUUA